CAAUGGGAGCAGGCGGGCCGCUCGGCGGCGGCCAAUGGGCGCGGGGUGGCGGGCAGUUUAAACCCCAGCUGGUCCGCGGCGCUCAGUGUUGUGUGGGAGCGGAGCACAAGUAGCAGCAGCAUGGCGACGCUGAGAGUGAGCAAGGUUACUCGUGUUGGCAAAAGCAAUGUUGAGCCAAAUGUUCUUCAAGCAAAAGUUGCGGCAAAAAUUGGCCUGAGACCUAGAACGGCUCUGGUGGACAUCGGGAACCGUACACAACCUUUAACGAAGGGGAAAAGUACUGUGGUGGCGAAGGCCGAACCAGCCAAGGUUGUUAAACCUGCCGUUCCACUAACUGAAAUAUAUGAAGACUUAUCAAAGGUUCCAGUGCCGCCACCCACUGAAGCAAUAGACUGUGUAUCUGAAGACUUGUGUCAGGCCUUCUCUGAAGUGCUGCUCCCUGUGACAGAUGUCGAUGCAGAUGAUGGCGAUGACCCCAUGCUGUGCAGCGAAUACGUCAAAGACAUCUACAAAUACCUGCGGCAGCUGGAGAUGGAGCAGCCCAUCAGGCCAAGGUUCCUCGAGGGCAAGGAUAUAACGGGGAAUAUGCGCGCUAUCCUGAUCGACUGGCUUGUGCAGGUUCAGAAAAAAUUCCAGCUGCUUCAAGAAACCUUGUACAUGACCGUGUCAAUCAUAGAUCGAUUCCUGCAGGACAGCCCAGUGACCAAGAGGAAUUUGCAGCUGAUUGGCGUGACGGCAAUGCUGGUGGCCUCCAAGUACGAGGAGAUGUACCCUCCGGAGAUUAGCGACUUUGUCUACAUCACGGACCACACCUACACCUCAGCUGCGAUACGCGAGAUGGAGAGGAGGAUUCUGCAGAAGCUCGACUUUUCUCUCGGCCGCCCUCUGCCUCUACACUUUCUGCGGCGAGCUUCAAAGAUCACGGGGGUCACCUCCGAGCAUCACACCCUGGCUAAAUACUUCAUGGAGCUGACUAUAGUGGACUAUGAAAUGGCGCACUAUCCCCCGUCUCGGAUUGCAGCUGCUGCUUUUUGCCUUGCUCAGAAGGUCCUGAGUGUGGGCGAAUGGACCCCGCUACUGCAGUACUACAUGGACCAUAAAGAGGAGGAUCUGGUGUCGGUGAUGGAGCACAUUGCCAAGAACAUUGUCAAGGUUGACCAGGGCCUCACUAAGCAUCUGACCAUCAAGAACAAAUAUGCCAACUGCAAGCUUCUGAAGAUCAGCACCAUUCCACAGCUCAAAUCUAGUGUGAUUAUAAACUUGUCCAAACAUCUGAUCACUCGUAAAUAACUUCCCUACCACCUCUUGUAUAGUCUUGCCCCUUGCAUGUUUCGCAGCACUAUGUGCUACUGUAAAUAAAUGUAGUUACUAUUUUACUUUCACCAAUAAAUGGCGUUUUU
Molecule: messenger RNA, 1400 nt
Organism: Amblyraja radiata (thorny skate)
Lineage: Eukaryota; Metazoa; Chordata; Chondrichthyes; Rajiformes; Rajidae
Gene: ccnb1
Product: cyclin B1
Exons: 9
Coding region: 121-1290 (389 amino acids)
Biological process (GO): mitotic cell cycle phase transition
Molecular function (GO): cyclin-dependent protein serine/threonine kinase regulator activity
Source: RefSeq, a predicted model, not a curated record